CCUGCCCCGCCCCGCCCUGCCCUGCCCUGCCGGCCGUCGGUGCCGGGUGCCGCCGGCCCGCUCCCUCGGUGGCGCCGGGGGUCCUCCCGCUGCCAGGCCUCGCCCCGCCCGCGCGCUGAUGGGCCUGGCGGAGCCGGCGCCAUGGCGGCCCUGUACCAGAGCGCGGACCCGUCCGCUUCGGCCUCGCCCAACAAGCUGCUGGCGCUGAAGGAUGUGCGGCAGGUGAAGGAAGAGACCACGCUAGACGAGAAGCUUUUCCUGCUGGCCUGCGACAAAGGUGAUUAUUACAUGGUUAAGAAACUCUUAGAAGAAAACAGCUCGGGUGAGAUGAACAUAAAUUGCGUAGAUGUGCUUGGAAGAAAUGCUGUUACCAUAACCAUUGAAAAUGAAAAUCUGGACAUACUACAGCUUCUCCUGGAUUAUGGGUGCCAGUCAUCAGAUGCACUUUUGGUGGCUAUUGACUCGGAAGUGGUGGGAGCUGUUGACAUUCUACUGAAUCACCGACCGAAAAGAUCCUCCAGGCCAACCAUUGUAAAACUAAUGGAACGCAUUCAGAACCCGGAAUACUCAACAACCAUGGAUGUGGCACCUGUCAUCUUAGCUGCUCAUCGCAACAACUAUGAAAUUCUCACCAUGCUGUUAAAGCAAGACAUAUCAUUACCCAAGCCUCAUGCUGUAGGCUGUGAAUGCACACUCUGUACUGCAAAAAACAAAAAAGACAGUCUGCGACAUUCCAGAUUUCGUCUUGACAUCUACCGGUGUUUGGCCAGUCCUGCUCUAAUAAUGUUGACGGAGGAGGAUCCAAUUCUGCGAGCUUUUGAACUUAGCGCAGACUUGAAAGAAUUAAGUCUUGUUGAGGUUGAGUUCAGAAAUGAUUAUGAGGAGCUAGCUCAGCAGUGCAAAACCUUUGCUAAAGACUUACUUGCACAAGCAAGGAAUUCACGGGAGCUGGAAGUUAUUCUGAAUCAUACAUCUAGUGAUGAACAUGUAGACAAACGAGGGCUGCUGGAAGAGAGGAUGAACCUAAGUCGCUUAAAACUUGCAAUCAAGUAUAAUCAGAAAGAGUUUGUUGCUCAGUCUAACUGUCAGCAGUUUCUCAAUACUGUGUGGUUUGGACAGAUGGCAGGCUAUCGACGCAAGCACACAUGCAAAAAAAUUUUGACUGUUUUGAUGGUUGGCAUUUUCUGGCCAGUUCUGUCCCUGUGUUACUUAAUAGCACCUAAAUCACGAGUGGGUCGUAUAAUUCACACUCCGUUUAUGAAGUUUAUUAUUCAUGGAGCUUCGUAUUUCACAUUUCUUCUGCUACUUAAUUUGUACUCUCUUGUCUACAAUGAGAAUAAGAAGAAUACGAUGGGACCAGCCCUUGAGAGAAUAGACUAUCUGCUGAUAAUAUGGCUAAUUGGAAUGGUGUGGUCAGAUGUUAAAAGACUCUGGUAUGAUGGUUUAGAAGACUUUUUAGAAGAGUCACGUAAUCAGCUUAGUUUUGUCAUGAAUUCCUUGUAUUUGGCAACCUUUGCUCUCAAAGUAGUUGCCCAUAACAAGUUUCAUGAUUAUGCUGAAAGAAAGGACUGGGAUGCAUUUCAUCCUACACUAGUGGCAGAAGGUCUUUUUGCAUUUGCUAAUGUUCUGAGUUAUCUGCGUCUGUUCUUCAUGUACACAACCAGCUCUAUUCUGGGACCACUCCAGAUUUCAAUGGGACAGAUGCUGCAAGAUUUUGGAAAAUUUCUGGGCAUGUUCCUCCUCGUUUUGUUCUCGUUCACAAUUGGAUUGACACAACUUUAUGAUAAAGGAUUUACUGUAAAUGAAGAAGAAAGGGACUGUGCGGGUAUUUUUUGUGAAAAGCAGAGCAACGACACAUUCCAUUCGUUCAUUGGCACGUGCUUUGCUUUGUUCUGGUAUAUUUUCUCACUGGCACACGUAGCAAUCUUUGUCACGCGCUUUAGCUAUGGUGAAGAAUUACAGUCUUUUGUGGGUGCUGUUAUUGUUGGCACCUACAAUGUGGUGGUUGUGAUAGUACUAACUAAACUCCUCGUGGCGAUGCUUCAUAAGAGUUUUCAGCUGAUAGCAAAUCAUGAAGAUAAGGAAUGGAAAUUUGCUCGUGCCAAACUCUGGCUUAGCUAUUUUGAUGACAAAUGCACUCUACCUCCGCCUUUCAAUGUGAUUCCAUCUCCCAAGACUAUCUGUUAUCUUUUCAACAGUCUCAGUAAAUGGAUUUGCUCUCAUACAUCAAGUGGCAAAGUGAAACGGCAGAAUAGCCUUAAGGAAUGGAGGAAUCUGAAGCAGAAGAGAGAUGAGAAUUAUCAAAAGGUGAUGUGUUGCUUAGUUCACCGUUAUUUGACAUCCAUGAGGCAAAAGAUGCAAAGCACAGAUCAGGCAACUGUGGAAAACCUAAAUGAGCUGAGGCAAGACUUAUCAAAAUUCCGCAAUGAAAUGAGAGACCUACUUGGCUUUCGAACUUCAAAAUAUGCUAUGUUUUAUCCAAGGAAUUAAGGUCUAACUUUUCAAAUGGAAAGUUCACCUUAGUUGAAAGUGGGGACCUAAUUUUAUUGCCAGACUAAUGGGAAAAGGAGAUUGUUGCACAGCAGUACAUUUGGAAAUACUUGUGUGAGCUUGUAGGUAGAUAAGAAAGUGAAGGAAAUAAAUGCAAAACUAGUUACAGUAGUUUUCUUAAGCUCUUAAACAUAAUGUGUAUAUAAAAUCUGUAUAUAAGUAUUUUUUUUAAUGUUCCUCAGACUAUGGCUGUCAGGUGUCAGAGCUUCAUAACUAGCACAAUACGUUUAUUUCUUCUAUUUUUGCUGCUUGUUCCUUUUUGAUACUUGCUUUUUUAAGUUGUUGGAG
This is a messenger RNA of Lagopus muta (rock ptarmigan), 2838 nucleotides long. RefSeq names its product transient receptor potential cation channel subfamily C member 1 (gene TRPC1). Gene Ontology annotation, molecular function: protein binding; store-operated calcium channel activity; inositol 1,4,5 trisphosphate binding. The coding region runs from base 142 to 2490 and encodes 782 amino acids. The transcript is spliced from 13 exons. NCBI's taxonomy places the organism in Eukaryota, Metazoa, Chordata, Aves, Galliformes, Phasianidae. Gene Ontology annotation, cellular component: membrane; cation channel complex. The record is from RefSeq and is a predicted model, not a curated record. Gene Ontology annotation, biological process: manganese ion transport; calcium ion transmembrane transport; regulation of cytosolic calcium ion concentration.